UUCGAGUGGAGGAGGCUGAGGUAGAAUCUCAUAAUUGUGUUUAUUUUAAAUACUAGGAAAAUAUAUUAGGAGCACCUUUAAAAAUAUUAGCAUUUUAAAGCGAAAAGCCCAGCCAGCUAGCGUACAGAUUCAUUUAAGGAUCAAGGAAGCACCUCCUCCUCAGUCAAGUUUUCAACAGUUUCCUCAAACCCUUGUUGUUACGUGACUUCAUAACAAUAAAUAAUCAGUUGCGUGUGAAAGUGUAAACAAAAUACCAGAUUAACUGAUAUUCAAGUGCGAAGGGUGUUGGAUUAGAACUGAAAGUUUCCGAUUAGUGAUUAGUGGCAGUUCUUUCAGGAGAUUAGCGAUAGAACAGUAGAAAAUUGGAAAAUAUGUCGAUACCAAGAGUGUCAGUGGUGCACUAUCGAUUUUUCCCCACAGUCAUGGGUGUAUUCGUGAUAGUCAACGAAUUAGGCCAGACGAUGUAAAUGUAAGCACGUCUUACCCUUGCUUGCUCGUACAGAUAGUUACCCGGCAUGGUAAACGUUUUCCAAAGUUUACAAAAUUACUGAAACAUCUAGAGUGCUUGACUGUACCAACUUCGAAAUCGACACUGUCCAUCAUGCCAACAAUAUGGAAAUAUCACUGAUGACAAACGACCUGAAUGCUGAGUGGAAGUAAUUUCAACGAUUCACAAGUGCUCCAGAUUUGCUCAGAAAGCCUUUAAUUGUGUUUGUGUGUGUUAGGCCAAAAAUGACAGAAGGGAUGUUGACGAAUGCAACGGAUCAACAUCAAACGGACGAACUGAAUUUCACUACAUUCACGGAUUUGUGCCGAUUCUGCUCGAUUAAGAGCGGUCCCGCCAAAAUUCACUUGUUCGAUAAGGAAGCAGAGCAGAGGAAUCUAUUGUUCAAGAUACGUUCAUUGUUACCAACAAAUAUCACAAAGGACGACUUUCUACCGAAGAAGAUUUGUGAAAGAUGUCUUAUAAAGUUGGAGCAAUUGUUUGAAUGGAAGAAUGUUUGUAUACAAACUGAUAGUGUUUUAAGGAAUUACGCAGAAUCAAUGCGGGCCGUGACAGCGACCAUCAACUUUCAGGUAAUACGCGGACAGGACGGCACUGUAAAUAUGGACAAAAUGACCGUUGCACAAAAGAACGCAUAUCUCGAAGCUCAUAUGGCUGUCCAGCAGCAUAUGGCACAAGCAGCUAUCCAAUACAAGCAGCAAAUUCAACGAAACGACAACUCACAACAAUCCAGUGCAAACAAUCAAAACCAACAGCAGCAGGCGCAACAGCAGCAACAGCAACAAAGUGGGCCAAAUCAAACAUCACAAUCGAAUAGUAUGAAUGCAACACAACAUUAUGCAAGUACGAUAAAAGUGCCUCAAAUUAGUUCGUCGAGUUCGGGUGGAGCCGACAGCACAUUUACUGUUCCGGACGAUGUAGGCAUGGGAUUCGAAGGGGGUGUCAGAGUGCUGCAAAGCCUGGGAAGCUGGUCACCCGACAUACCGUAUAAUGUUCCAAAGCCAAAUCUUAUCCCGUUUACAGAACCCUAUGUUGAGGGCGGCUCAAUGCAUCCGGCCAGUCGGCUGAAGGCCUUACAACAAGUUCAGCAAGCUUCGUCGGGGCAGAGGAAAACAAACACUUCAAAAACAACCCAUAAAGCCUUCGAGUGCUCUGUAUGCGGGAAAGGAUUGGCACGGAAAGAUAAGCUAACAAUACAUAUGAGAAUUCACACAGGCGAAAAACCGUACAUAUGUGAAGUUUGUAACAAAGCAUUUGCACGACGUGAUAAACUAGUGAUACACAUGAAUAAAUUCAAGCAUGUCACUCCAACGAACAUCGCUCCCUUGGGCAAACGUCUCAACAACCUGGUGAAGAAAAAAGAGCCUGACACCGAAGACAAUAAGCAAUCAAUUGAACAACAAUUGCAACAACAAGCUGCCGCCGCAACACAUAACAUCGUAGUUAGUGGUCAAGCCCAACAUCCGCAGACCAGCACCGCGAUACCAGGCAUUGUGAUCCCGCAUCAUCACCAACAGCAGCAAUUGUCGUGGACAUGUGAGUUAUGCGGAAGAAUGUUUUCCACUCGCGAUGAGUGGUCACUACACGCUAAAAGUCACUUAGAGUAUUGACAUCAGGAAAGGGUAGGUGGAAAUUCAACUACAACUCCAACAUCGAAUGGCCAGAUUACAGAAAUCCCAGAUCGGAAGGAUAAAAUAGUCAUUCACAAUCAUAUGAUCAUAAAUGCUCCACCUCAUCAGCAACACACCGAGCCGACCACAAUUUACACCAACAAUUCUGGGACAAUAAUCAACAACCACCAACAUCAGAUACCACAUAUAACAGCAUCAUCGACAGCAGCUGCCGCCACCUACUUCCAACCGCAACUCACACAACCAAUCGUCACAUACAAUUCGACAAAUUACUGUCUAAUAUCACGACAGGAUGUUGAUAUCAAACCAGAUCUAAUGUUACACAUACGAGGUCAGAUAUCAAACGAUAAGACAUCGCCAACGGGGAACGUAGUCACCUCGAAUAAUUUGAACUCAAACAACAUGAACGAGAUUACUAUUCAGAAGUCACAAUCCACGCUCCAACACUCUGGCGUUUGUACAUAAGCAGUUGUGUAAAAAGUACCAUUAAAACUAGGAUAAUGUUCAAACUAAAGGAGAAUGUUAGAUAAACAUAUUUGGCAUAUUCGCAAGUAACGCCCUAAUAGAUUAAAUCACUCUCGAGAAUCAAAACAGAAUUUUGUUUUCUGGGCUCCAACUAGUUGAGUUUAUUUCGAAAUUAGCAAAUACACGGCUGCCUGGAACGACCGUCUAACAUCCUCCCAUGUUCUCAAUCUUCUGUAUCAAAUAUGAAGAAUUAUGAUAACUAGAUUUAAGAUAUAGAUACUUCGUAGAUAUUAUUCGAUUUACCCAGAAAAAUACCAAUGGCGCUAAACUUUCAAAAUUUUAUUUAUUGCUAGACUCUGUAGGUUUAAGACAAGAAGCUGCAAAAUAGAAAAAUAUGUACAUAGGGACAUGUAUCAUAUAACAUUCCCAUAAUAUUCAAAAUAUGUUCGUACGUAGGCCUGUUCUCUUUUAUUCAGAAGAAAGGAACAAAACGACUCAUUCAUUGCUGAUUUUUAAAGAUGCGCAUCAACUGUGUUAUAAUCUGACUCGAAUUUACAUUCCCUUUGUUAUUAAUACUAAACACUUGUUUUAGUUGUGCUCUGUGCAAUUGUUUCAUUGUUUUAUUAUUCCCGUUGUUUUUGUUUCUCUAUUACUAUUAUUACAUUUAACUCAAUAUUCUAAUUAUUAUUACCUAUGGAGCUGACAAAUGAAGAAUGCGUGAAAUAUUAUAUUUCUGAAAUAAAACUUACAUAUCCAGAAAAAUAUAAUUGUGUAAUUGCAAGUUAAGUUAUAAACUAUAUGAUAUAAAAUACUAAAAAAUUAACACGGAAAAGUUAUAUAAAGUAAACAUAUUAAUAAGCGUCGCGAAGUUGAAAAAUUAAGGAGAAGUCGAUUCAGCAAAAACAAACUCGAAAGAAAGAAAUAUUACUAAUACCAACAUUGUGCAACUUUCUAUAAUGUAUUGUAAUAAGACAAACAUGAAAUUAUCGGAAUAAAAGUAAGAGAAAUUUGAAA
Hermetia illucens (black soldier fly) is the source of this 3615-nucleotide messenger RNA. Its product is annotated as early growth response protein 1-B. Gene Ontology annotation, molecular function: zinc ion binding; RNA polymerase II cis-regulatory region sequence-specific DNA binding; DNA-binding transcription factor activity. Gene Ontology annotation, cellular component: nucleus. The coding region runs from base 733 to 2115 and encodes 460 amino acids. The record is from RefSeq and is a predicted model, not a curated record. NCBI's taxonomy places the organism in Eukaryota, Metazoa, Arthropoda, Insecta, Diptera, Stratiomyidae. The transcript is spliced from 7 exons. Gene Ontology annotation, biological process: regulation of transcription by RNA polymerase II.